This is a messenger RNA of Hyla sarda, 2580 nucleotides long. RefSeq names its product short stature homeobox 2 (gene SHOX2). The transcript is spliced from 5 exons. Gene Ontology annotation, cellular component: nucleus. Bases 180 to 1115 code for a protein of 311 amino acids. Gene Ontology annotation, biological process: regulation of transcription by RNA polymerase II. Gene Ontology annotation, molecular function: sequence-specific double-stranded DNA binding; DNA-binding transcription factor activity, RNA polymerase II-specific. Lineage: Eukaryota; Metazoa; Chordata; Amphibia; Anura; Hylidae. The record is from RefSeq and is a predicted model, not a curated record.
ACAAGGGGCAGGCGCUACAAAGUAUAAAUAGUCAGACUUCAAUAGCUCAUCCCUGUGUGAUGUCUGUGGAGUGCUAAGCACUGACUGGGGGGGGGGGUCUCUCCCAAUAUCUUAUCAUUAUCAUCACUAUCACUGAGGAGCCUGGAAGGAAGAACUGCCUGCUCCUCAUCCUCACCACUAUGGAAGAACUCACCGCCUUUGUGUCCAAGUCAUUUGAUCAGAAGAUUAAGGAGAAGAAGGAAGUGAUCACUUACCGGGAGGUUCUGGAGAGCGGCCCGGCCCGGGGCAAGGAGCAGGCCUGUGCCGAGGGGCUCCGGGAGGACGGGAUACCGGUGACCCGGGGGAUAGCAGGGGGUGGAGGUGGCGGAGGAGGAGGUGGAGGUGGUGGUGCCAGAUCACCGGUGCUGGAGCUGGAGAUGACCGCCGACAGGAUCCGGGACAGCGGGAGCCCCAAACUAACAGAGGUGUCCCCAGAUAUGAAGGAACGGAAGGAGGACCUGAAGGUUCUGGAGGAAGAGGGGCAGACAAAGAUCAAGCAGAGAAGGAGUCGGACCAACUUCACCCUGGAGCAGCUGAACGAGCUGGAGCGGCUGUUUGAUGAGACCCAUUACCCUGAUGCCUUCAUGAGGGAAGAGCUGAGCCAGAGGCUGGGGCUGUCCGAGGCCAGAGUACAGGUCUGGUUUCAAAAUCGGAGAGCAAAAUGCAGAAAACAAGAGAACCAGCUGCAUAAAGGAGUUCUUAUAGGAGCAGGGAGCCAAUUUGAAGCUUGUCGGGUAGCACCUUAUGUCAAUGUGGGAGCUCUGAGGAUGCCCUUCCAGCAGGAUAGUCAUUGCAACGUGCCAUCCUUGUCCUUCCAGGUUCAGGCACAGUUGCAGCUGGACAGUGCUGUGGCACACGCUCAUCACCACCUACACCCACAUCUGACAGCCCACGCCCCGUACAUGAUGUUCCCUGCUCCACCCUUUGGUCUCCCAUUGGCAACGUUGGCGGCAGAGACGGCGACGGCUGCGUCAGUAGUAGCUGCUGCUGCAGCAGCCAAGACCACAAGCAAGAACUCAAGUAUUGCAGAUCUCAGACUGAAAGCCAAAAAGCAUGCAGCUGCCUUGGGGCUUUGACUAUCAAUGCUUGGGGCCUCAGAUUGUGGGGCCCUACAGACGUUACCCUAAGUUCGUUAUUUAUGACAUGGUCUCAGUCACAGCCAAAACCCCCUUUGAAAACUUCAAGGGAUGAAGAGGUAAUAACUCAAACACCAGAAAACGUUUUCAUUUGAGAUGUUGGUCCUCCAUAUGGUAUCACUACCUACAAUAUACCUUCCACUUUCUCGGACCAAAAUGGCUACUAAGACUUUGAACGUAUGGACACUGAGACCACAGAGACAAAGCACUAAUUAUAUUUCUUAAAUAAUCUAUAUAUUAGAAUUUUUGUAUGCUGAUGUGUGUGGAAAAUGGGGGAUAGGGUUCACACACAUUUUGUGCUGUGGAACGUAAAAGAGAAGAAAAGUGGAACAAAAAUAAUAGAUGUGAUCUAUUAUGAAAGGCAAAACAAGGAGAAAGAGGUUUUGAAGUUCCCAAGUUUUGACACUGACCCUUUUGUGCAAAGUUCACUUUAAUACAAGGAAUACAACAAGUGAGGCGGGCCUCCUUGUGUAUCAUCUUCUGGAUACCCCAACACUUCUGGAAGAGUGACUAGAGUAAAAAAUGAAGACUAUUUAUUUGCUUAUUUCUAGUGGCAAAAUGUACAACUGACUCUGCAACAAAAUCCUGGUUUGCAUGUAUUUUUCUCAUUUCAUUGAUGCAGUUUCUAUUUACAUAGCCUUCAUCCUUCAAUUUAGCUAAAGAAAAAGCUAUAAGACAGUGCUUGCCAUCUGCAGUCCUUAAGAAGUAUAAGACCCUUUAUAUACAACUUCACCUACUUUGGUGACAUAUGUCUGUGGGGAAAUAUCUGGUAUUCAGAAAGCGAAUGGACUGAGUCUUUUUCUUGAAUAGAACCCAUGAUCCAAAGGGGAGAUGUAAUUUGACUCUUAACAUUGGCCAGGAGUGUACUGUAUUAAAGAUGAUAUUUAAUGCACAUCCCAUGCUAGCCUUAAGGCUACAUGUAAAAUAUGUUAAUACACAUGAACAAAAUUUAUUUUGGUUACAUUGUGACUCGAUAGGUAAUUGUUAGCAUUUUCUUUUCAGCAGAGGUGUAUUCUAUUCAAGUACUUUGUGAUCCUUAUUUUGAAUACAUAUAGAUAUUUAAUGUGGAAGUGGCGAUUGUAAUCACAGUUUGCUAGCAAACGCAAUUUGGAGAUUUGAGCAAGGGGCGGGGGGAAGAAAAGCUCUCCUAGAAAUGAACUCUGACGGGUGGGCUUUGUAACUAUUUGUUCUCCAUGAAAACAAGUUAUUUAUAUAUUCCAUUUUCAGUGUGCUUUUAAGUUAUUUUACACUUUGUAUGUUAUUGCUGCAUAACAUUUGAUGUUGGUACAAUAUAUUUUAAAAGAAAUCACUCAGGUUUAUUUCAUCUCUGUUAACCACUUUUGGCUACGUAAUUUCAAAUACAAAGCUUAUCAAAACUGAACUAAAAUGCCAAAGUUUGUUUUUU